Molecule: messenger RNA, 170 nt
Organism: Dentiscutata heterogama
Lineage: Eukaryota; Fungi; Glomeromycota; Glomeromycetes; Diversisporales; Gigasporaceae
Source: the annotation of a GenBank genome assembly
CUUUAAAAGUGGUUAAAGAUGAUGAAGUAAAGGCAGCAAGAUUCUACAUAUUGUUGAAGAUAAGAAAUUGGAGAAGUUUGAAUUUAUUGGAAGAGAAAAGUGUUGAUUUUGUAGUAGUAUUAAAGUUGCCAAGAACAAUAAAAAGCAAGUUAAAAGAAGUUACUUGUUGA